UAUCUAAAUAUAAAACCCUAAUUUAUGAAUUCUCUCUGAUAAGUCUUUCAGAGCAUGCGACUGUAAAUCACCAUUAAAGAACACCUUUUCCUUGCAAAAUCAAAAUAAAAACACCCUUUUCUCUCUCUAAAACUCUAUCUCUCCCCCAGAAGUUGACGAUGGCGGUUCCCGUGGUUCAGUUCCCGAUCUUUCUUCUGAUAAGGAUCAUUGGAGUUACGGUGACAACUCUGGUUCUUACAUGGACUGUGCAUUACAGAGGAGGAUUAUCUCUCAUCUCCGACAACAAAGAUCUCAUCUUCAACGUCCACCCCGUUUUAAUGGUGAUUGGCCUCGUACUUUUGAAUGGUGAAGCCAUGCUAGCAUACAAGACAGUGUCAGGAACAAAGAGCUAUAAAAAGUUGGUUCAUCUAAUGCUGCAAUUCCUGGCUUUCUGUUUAAGCAUAAUUGGCGUAUGGGCGGCUUUGAAAUUUCACAACGAUAAAGGCAUCGACAAUUUCUACAGCCUGCAUUCAUGGCUAGGCUUAGCUUGUGUAUUUCUAUUUAGCAUCCAGUGGGCUUCUGGAUUUGUGACCUUUUGGUAUCCAGGUGGUUCAAGAAACGGCAGGGCAACCCUGUUGCCAUGGCAUGUAUUCUUUGGGGUCUAUAUCUAUGCCCUCGCUGUUGCAACUUGCACCACUGGUAUUUUAGAAAAAGCCACCUUCCUUCAAACCAACAAGGUAAUAUCACGCUAUUCCACUGAAGCAUUGUUGGUGAACUCAUUGGGCAUCUUGAUUGUUGCCCUGGGUGGUUUUGUUAUUCUUGCGGUUGUUUCUCCUGUGAACGGCAAAGGUGACCUUCCCAGAGGGUCAAUCGAAUAGGCACAAGCCUGUGUCUCUCCAGAUUCAGCAGUGACAGAGAAUCUUAUUUUACAUUUGAGUUGUGGGGCUUGCAGUGGUAAAGAUUUGGAUAUAACAGAAUUGAAAUUCAAUAAAAUUUCCCCUUACUGGUUC
Messenger RNA from Cornus florida, 989 nucleotides. Its product is annotated as transmembrane ascorbate ferrireductase 2. Gene Ontology annotation, molecular function: oxidoreductase activity. NCBI's taxonomy places the organism in Eukaryota, Viridiplantae, Streptophyta, Magnoliopsida, Cornales, Cornaceae. Bases 159 to 857 code for a protein of 232 amino acids. The record is from RefSeq and is a predicted model, not a curated record. The transcript is spliced from 4 exons.